Messenger RNA from Phragmites australis (common reed), 1592 nucleotides. RefSeq names its product dehydrodolichyl diphosphate synthase CPT3-like. Bases 179 to 1342 code for a protein of 387 amino acids. The record is from RefSeq and is a predicted model, not a curated record. Gene Ontology annotation, cellular component: endoplasmic reticulum. Gene Ontology annotation, biological process: polyprenol biosynthetic process. Lineage: Eukaryota; Viridiplantae; Streptophyta; Magnoliopsida; Poales; Poaceae. The transcript is spliced from 3 exons.
UGAGCCAAUCGGAGUGGAGACGGUGGGUGGGUGGUCCUAAUCCGGCAAUAUCUGGUUAUUGUCACGAUGAUUUCUGUGUAGGAGCUCUUAGCUAAGAUUUGCAGUUGUAGCUUUUCGGGUGCUAUUUUUGCGAGCUUGUCCUUCAACAACACUAGGAAUUUGAGCACACGAGCAAACUAUGAAGCACGAACACUACGGCCGAUCGCCGUGUCCGUGUCCAUUGCCAUGUCUGACAUGGACACGGCGCGGAUACGUGUCCGGCGCGUAUCGGCGGAUUAAACGACAAAAAAAAAACGAAAAGAAAAUCGGACACGGCGGCGGCACGGCCGGACAUGGAGGAGACACGGCGAGCCCACGAGGCAGGGGAAAAAAGCCCAAGCCCACUAGAAGCAACAAUUUUGUAUUGCUUGCCUGGUCCCUUGUCGUCGAAAUGGCAGAGUUACUUAUCUCUCGCUCACCUUCAGUGGAUCCGAAGAUAGAGAAGCCUGAUGAGAUAAUUACAACCGGUGUUCUUGCAAGUGUUCAGAAAUUCCUACGCAAAUGCCUCGUAGCUGUCCUCUCAUAUGGCCCAAUGCCCAAACACAUUGCAUUUAUCAUGGAUGGUAAUCGUAGAUAUGCUAAAUUCAGAAGCAUCCAGGAAGGAACUGGUCACAGGGUGGGUUUCUCUGCUCUUAUUGCAAGUCUGCUGCACUGCUAUGAACUGGGUGUGAAAUACAUUACUGUCUACGCAUUUAGCAUCGAUAAUUUUAAAAGAGACCCAAGUGAGGUGCAGUCCUUGAUGGAGUUAAUGGAGGAAAAGAUCAACGAACUACUAGAAAACAGAAAUGUGAUCAACAAGAUUAACUGUAAGAUCAACUUCUGGGGCAACUUGGACCUGUUAUGCGAGCCAGUGAGGUUAGCAGCUCAGAAGCUGAUGGCGAGCACAGCUGGAAACACAGGGUUGGUCUUCUCUGUCUGCAUGCCAUAUAACUCGACUUCUGAGAUUGUCAAUGCUGUUAGUGAGGUCUGUGCAGAAAGGAGGGAAAUGUUGCAGGAAGAACAUGCUGGCAACUGUAAUGGCCAUGCUGCAAAUAAUGGUGUUCAUUCAGACAUUUCAGUGGCUGAUUUGGAUCGCCAUAUGUAUAGCACUGGUUGCCCAGAUCCUGAUAUCGUGAUCCGGACAUCAGGUGAGACUCGACUGAGCAAUUUCCUUCUGUGGCAGACAACGUUCAGUCAUUUGCAGAAUCCAGAUCCUCUGUGGCCCGAGUUCUCUCUCAAGCACCUUGUUUGGGCUAUAUUACAGUAUCAGAGAGUUUACUCUUAUCUAGAGGAAAACAGAAAGCUGGCUAAGAAGCAACUGUGAUAUCAUGUUCUCUGCAAGGUGAUACCAAGAAGAUUAUAGUUAUAUCACAUCAACUUGUCCAAAACUUACCUUUUCUAUUUUCGCUGAAAUGUGCAAAGGAACAUAGCUUAUGCCACUAUGGACAGGUCACAGGUGAAACUCGUGUGCCAUUGUAAUCCUGUAACUUAUUCGAGCUUGUACAAAUGACGUGACUCCUAGAUUUGCAGCCUGCCAGGGAGCCACGGCCAAAAAUACGAAAUUUUAUCAGUAA